Molecule: messenger RNA, 3219 nt
Organism: Puntigrus tetrazona (Sumatra barb)
Lineage: Eukaryota; Metazoa; Chordata; Actinopteri; Cypriniformes; Cyprinidae
Gene: srrm3
Product: serine/arginine repetitive matrix 3
Exons: 14
Coding region: 209-2035 (608 amino acids)
Molecular function (GO): mRNA binding
Source: RefSeq, a predicted model, not a curated record
GCCGCGCCGCGGUGGCUCCUCCCGUCCGCCGGAGGGCGCUGCGUCUUCCCCGGCUCGGCUCCGCUCGUCUCUCGCGCUCCAGCACCGAGCGUUCAGCACCGCGAGCGGAGGACAGCUCCCGAGCCUCCGAGAAAAACACCGCAGACCGCCGCAGAAGCGCUUCAGCCAGCCUCGUCUGCUUCCGCGCGACCCACCGAGCGCCGUGGCCAUGUACGACGGGGCGAGGGUUCCCUCCCCUGAGGACGGUGCUAACGGGGUCCCUCUGCAGCCCGAGGCCCCUGCAGACCGUCCCAGAGCCGACGAGCAGCCUGAGGAGGAAGAGGGAGUCCCGCCCGAGCCUGUCCUGGUGAAGAAGGCUCACCGCGAGAUUCUGGACCAUGAGAGGAAGAGGAGGGUGGAGCUGAAGUGCAUGGAGCUUCAGGAGAUGAUGGAGGAACAGGGAUAUUCCGAAGAAGAAAUCCGGCAGAAGGUUGGAACAUUUCGGCAGAUGCUGAUGGAGAAGGAGGGCGUGAUAACUCGAGAAGGCUUGCACCCUCGUCCACCGGUUAGGCUGCUUCCUCACGAGGAUGAAGAUCACAUGGGAAAUGCCGCGUACAUCGAUGGAUAUGAGGAAGACUAUGAUUGGGAUGGAGAAUAUUACGAGCAAGAUUCAGCUGCCUACGAUGAAUGCAGAUCCAAGAGGAAAUCCAGCAGUUCACCUUCCCCUCGGCCAAAGAAGAGGAAAAAGAAGAAGGCAAGGAGACACAGUCGAGCUGACAGCCCGUCUCCAACCCGCAGAGACAAGAGGAAGAAAGGCGGAAAGAAACACAAGAGAGACAGGUCUACAUCUGGCUCAAGGAGGAAGAGGAGACACAGAUCUGGGAGCCCCAAAAACAAACACAAAGACAAGAACAAACAGAAAAAGAGGUGUUCGGUGGAGUCUCCCAGCAGGAGUUCUCAGCACAGAGGCAGCUGCUGUAGUUCCCGCAGCGGAUCCGUCUCCUCCACCGCCAGCGUCUCCAAAUCACCCAGCAGAUCAAGUGCAAAGUGCAGGAACGACAGGCACAAACAGGAAGGAAGUCACUCCAGCCACAGCCCACCGCCGUCCCCCAGCACUGAUCAGCCAAUCACGUGGCAGAAUGGGAACCACAGCGUCCGUGUACGCAAUGGCAAAGAUUCAGGAGCCAAUCACACGGAGGGGAAUAAAGGGAUCGAUCUUCGCUCUCUGGCUCCGUCUCCCUCGAGCGCGCAGACGCACGCGUCGCCUCAUCUAAGAGGUGCUAAACACCACGCCGACCGCCCCAGGAGCCCCGGAGGAGCAGCGGCGCAGACGGCAGAGGACGGCUGCGCAGACGACAGGCCGGCGACGGGCAAAGCGCUCUCAGACGCGGCGGGGAGACGCGGCGGGAGGCCCAGGCUUCGAGAGAAGACGUCGCGCUCGCCGGCCCACAGCACUGACACUGAGCCACACACCAAAACCAAGAAUCAGAAGAAAACGAAAGGAUCUCAUUCGUCGAAGCGGCACCAUCGCGGACGCGGCCAGAACCAUCACCGGAGCUCCUCGGUGUCUCCGGGUCGACACAAACACACGUCCAAGAAGAAGAAGAGCAAGAGCCACGGGACGAGCCGGCAGAGGAGCAGCUCCUUCAGCAGCGGGAGGUCGUCGUCUCGAGGACCCAGCAAGAACAAAUCACCGCACGUCCGACAGAACAACUCCAGGGAGAGAGACAGUCCUCAUCACUCGGAUGCAGAACGAGCUCGGCGCCGCUCACGCAGCUAUUCUCCCAUCCGUAAGAGACGGAGAGACUCCCCCAGCUUCAUGGAGGCUCGCAGGAUCACCAGCGCCCGAAAGCGUCCCAUCCCGUACUACCGGCCGAGUCCGUCCUCGUCCAGCUCGUCCAGCAGCUACAGCAGCUCCAGCCGCAGCCGCAGUCGCAGUCGCAGCUACUACAGCUACAGCAGCUCCAGCAGCUCCAGCCGGACGGGCCGGAGCCGGAGCCCCAGCCCCGCGCACAGCUACUACAGCCAAAGCAGCUACGACAGCCCCGGCUUCUGAGAGACGCCCGACAGACGUGCUAGCAUGCAAAAACCGAACGCAAAUGAUAAGACGUGUUAAAGGUGAAGAGAGUAAUUGCGCUCGCUCGGUACUUUUGUCUUGUUUUCCAGUACAAAUGUGGAGGAACGUUUUAAAGCGCUCCUGUUAUGGGUAAAGAAAGUCCAUGCAAGGUCAAAAAACACUUCGUUGUCUUUUAAUAUGCAUUUAGCGUUAUCUUGUUUGGUCAACGAUUCUGUGGCAACAUGAAAAACUGCUUGGGACUCGACUUCUUCGUUUUGAGAGACAAUAACUAACGUACAUUAUACGGUGCACUUUCAGAUUUAAAACUAAAAGAUCAUUUUCAAAAAUCCGUAACGGGGCACUUUAAAACAAAAUACAUCAGGGUAACAAAACGGUGCAUGAAUAAAAAUGAGUUUAUGCUUAAAAGCAGAAAAAAAUAUCAUAAAACUAAAUUGAAUUUAAUGUGGAAGUCGUUAUUUUUUUGACCACUAUCUUCAUUUUGCUUUUUUUUAAAUAAAUUUUGAUUUAUUUAUUACAUUUAGAUUACACAUUUAUACUGGAAAAAUCCUGGCUGAGAAUUUUUUUUUGCCGUUUAUAAAUGUAUUUAUUAUUAUUAUUUAUUUUUUAGCGUGUCUGACUCAAACUGGAUUCUAUUUAAUUCAUCUGUGACCGUGUGAUGCAGAGCUCACCCCCUUCACCUUUAACAUAGGCUUUGUUCGCUCAGAAAGCAAAAAUCAUUAUUAACUUGAAAAUUAUUUAUUUCUGACGCAAAUCCACUCUCUCCGAUUUUCUAUACUUCCGAAAGCAUAACAAAUGCAUAAAAUCUGAUUUUUCCAACCUCUCUUUCCGCAGCGACUAUUAAAGUAAUAAUAAUGAUGCUUAUGGCGUUAUCGCUGUGGUAGAUUAUGUAGAUGCACCAGAUAUGAUGCAUAAAGAGCACUGUCUGAACAAACACUUGAAGUGAUCUUGAAGACUGGAUUUGAGUGUUCAGUGCAAACUAAAGCAUUUUAGGAAGCGAACUGAUAAAUAACUUUAAUGUAUUUGACGUUUAAAAUCAGCUGUUCAUUUCACUCAGUAAAACUGCUGACUAAACACACACACACACACACACACACACACACACACACACACACACACACACACACACACACACACACACACACACACACACACACACACACACA